Oppiella nova is the source of this 447-nucleotide messenger RNA. NCBI's taxonomy places the organism in Eukaryota, Metazoa, Arthropoda, Arachnida, Sarcoptiformes, Oppiidae. The record is from the annotation of a GenBank genome assembly.
AACAAACUGCUGGACAUUCAGGCGGACGACUCGGAGCGGUGGCACCGGAAACGGGACGCCAAACACAAUCCCGACCCCGGCUUCAGCGACUACGAGGCGGCCACCGCUCGACAGUACCAGAGACUCACCGCACAAAUGAAGCCAGACUUAGAGGAAUACCACAAGACUAAGCAGAAAGUGGGUGAUAAGCUCUUCUACGCCAAUCACAACACUCUGAUCCACGGCUCCCAUAAGGACUCCAAGGAGGCCAUCGAUCGCAUGGUCGACGAUCUCAACAAACAGAUCGACAAGAGGUCUAAAUAUAGCCGCCGAAGACGUUUCGACGACGACGCGGACAUCGAUUACAUCAACGAAAGGAAUAUGAAAUUCAACAAAAAGUUGGACCGAUUUUACGGACAAUACACCCAAGAGAUCAAACAAAACCUCGAACGCGGAACUGCUGUCUAA